Molecule: messenger RNA, 1961 nt
Organism: Lotus japonicus
Lineage: Eukaryota; Viridiplantae; Streptophyta; Magnoliopsida; Fabales; Fabaceae
Exons: 7
Coding region: 79-1695 (538 amino acids)
Source: RefSeq, a predicted model, not a curated record
UAUGAAAAUUUCCAUUUUCGUUGUCGACAAAGAAACUACCAGAAGAUUGGAGUUCCGUUCCGCGACGCAACGCCACCGAUGGGAGCGUCCAACUCGGCGGAGCCGAAGCUUUCGCCGGAGCAGAGGGAGGCGGAAUCCAUCGCAGCCUCCACCGGUGCUCUCCCCAUGCUUCAGAAAGCCUUCUCGAAACUCGCCAAUCCCGAAUCCAACACUGUUCCCUUACAAAAUCUCCAGCAAUGCUUCGGUUUGAAUCGCGAAGGUGGAAGUUACAAUACAGAGAAUGCACCAGAUUCGUUUCCAGUGUUGUUGGAUCAGUUAGGUUCAUCUCUGGUUGAUCAAUUUUUCGUUCCUGAUAAAGAGGGAAUAAGCUGGAUUGAAUUCGUGAAAGGCUACAACAAUUGCUGUGCGAGGGUGUCUGCAUCGGUUUCGCUGAACAUGGUUCUGAGAUUGUUCCUUGCUUUGGCAGGAAAGGCCAAUCAGCCUCUGCAUUUGGAGUUUGAGUCUGGAGAUUCUGAUUGUAAGAUCAACGGGUACCUUCUUCCUCGUGAGGUGUUUUUGCUUCUGUCCAUGUGUUGGGUUAUGUCGUGGGGUUGUAGAGGUUUGAAGGGGAAAGGAGAUGUGAGUCUUCCUGAUUUGAAUCAUUUGGUGCUGUCGGCGAUCGUGUCGUGUGGUCAAGUUGAGGGUGGGUUGAAUGUGUGGGAUUGUGAUAUCUUGAGCUUGGAGGUUCAACUUCCUGCUGGGAAGUUUGUUACCUGGGUUAUGAGUACAGUGCCGUGCUUACCGGAUUGCUUAAGGCAGUAUUUUCUUGCAAGACUGCUAUCUGCAGUAACUACUGGGGAUGAAUUGGGGUUAUCUAGUUCUUCCGCUGUUGGAGAUAUUUCGUCAACAGCUACACAUGAUUAUAUUUUAACUCAAGGAAGGGCUUGGGCAAUUUCUAUCACACAGAGAACUACAGUUAAUGAAGAGAUUUCUAGAGCAUUUAUUAGUGGUGGAGAUGGAAUAGAUGAUAACCUUCUAUAUCGGGCAUCCGCUCAUGGAAGAGGCCUCAACAGAUUUUGGUCUAAUGUUGAAGGUUACAAAGGUCCAUUGCUAAUUUUGGUUACUGCAAGUUCAGGAGAUGCUGAUGAGAGUCAUGAGAGUAGUUCUACCAAUAGGAAAUGGGUUUUAGGUGCCCUAACAGAUCAAGGUCUUGAAAAUAAAGAUAUCUUCUAUGGAAACUCUGGAUGUUUAUACUCUAUAAGCCCUGUGUUUCAUGCAUUUCCACCUUCUGGUAAGGAAAAGAAUUUUGUUUAUAGCCACUUGCAUCCUACUGGCAAGGGGUACCAACCACAUCCAAAGCCAGCGGGAGUUGCAUUUGGGGGAACUCCGGGAAAUGAAAGAAUAUUUAUGGAUGACGAUUUUUCUAAACUGACUGUUCGCCAUCAUGCUGUUGACAAAACUUACCAGAGUGGUUCCCUCAUUCCAGAUCAGGGUUUCCUACCUGUUGAAGCUCUGAUUUCAGAAGUUGAAGUUUGGGGACUUGGUGGGAAUGCGGCAAAGGAUGUGCAAAACUCAUAUAAGAGGAGAGAAGAACUUUUCACAGAGCAAAGACGAAAAAUUGAUUUGAAGACGUUUGCAAAUUGGGAGGAUUCACCUGAGAAAAUGAUGAUGGACAUGGUGUCCGAUCCAAAUGCUGCUAGAAGGGAAGAACGAUGAGUUGGACCAUGUAGUUCUGCAUUGUCUGGUGGCUGGUGCUAUAUUUAACAGACAUGAGCAUGGAAUAAAUUUCAUAUUUUACCUGAUUUAUCGUUUUUUUUCAGGCUUGUGAAUCUCUGUACAGGAAUAGAGAAAGUUUGUAUAAAUUGUAUUUUAAGAAAAUAUAGUUGGUUCACUUGGUUGUAAUAAUUUUCUUCACAAACACGAUGUGGGACUUCUGUAUAUGUUUUUCAUUCCUUAAAAUAUACCAUCGUUUGCUUUUAGAA